AACCACCCCUGCGGAGGGUUUCAUUAUUUUUUCAUCAGCCUGAGUGAAGCAGUUUGGACACUGUGCACCAAAUUCCAACAUGCCCACCAAGAACAUGACUGAGGAGCGGCUCUCCAAGUUUAAAAACAAAGGGAAAGAUCCCAUGAAACUUCGAGAGAAGAGGAUCUCUGAGUGUGUGGAGCUGCGUAAAGCUCACAAGAAUGAGAACUUCCUGAAGAGGAGAAAUAUAACCCUUUCAUCUCUCCCAGACGAGGAGGCCCUUUCUCCUGACUACAUAUCCAUGGAUAAGGUGACUGCUUUGCCCAUUGAGGAAAUAAUUAAAAACGUGAACAGUGAGUGCAGGGAGGCCCAGAUCCGAGGCUGUCAGGCAGCCAGGAAACUGCUUUCUCAGGAACGUAACCCUCCUCUGAAAGAGAUUAUAGAUGCUGGCCUGCUGGCCCGCUUUGUGUCCUUCCUGUGCAUGGAUGAUGAGCCGACUCUGCAGUUUGAGGCAGCUUGGGCUCUCACAAACAUUGCCUCUGGAACGUCUUGGCACACACAGCAGGUAGUGGAACAUGGGGCUGUCCCAGCUUUCAUCUCCUUGCUGGCCUCACCAAUGUUGCACAUCAGUGAACAAGCUGUUUGGGCGCUAGGAAAUAUUGCAGGUGAUGGUUCGACUUUUCGGGAUGUCCUGAUUGACUGCAGCGUUAUCCCUGCCUUACUGGCUCGCAUCUCUCCAGACACACCAAUUGGCUACUUGCGUAACUUGACAUGGACACUGUCCAACCUGUGCCGAAACAAGAACCCAUUUCCUCCCUUGUCUGCAGUCCUGCAGAUGCUUCCCUCUCUGAUACAGUUGCUUCAUCUUGGUGAUGACGACAUCUUAUCGGAUGCUUGCUGGGCAAUCUCCUACCUGUCGGAUGGUGACAAUGACCGCAUCGAUGUCGUAGUGAAAACUGGCAUCGUUUCCAGACUGGUGGAGCUCAUGAACCAUGAUUCCAUCAGUGUCAUGACCCCCGCUCUGCGCUCCAUUGGGAACAUAGUGAGUGGCUCUGAUCUGCAGACCCAGAUGGUGAUUGAUGCUGGAGUUCUGAAUGUUCUUCCCAAGUUGAUGAGGCACUCAAAGCCCAGUGUGCAGAAGGAGGCAGCGUGGGCAUUGUCGAACAUUGCUGCAGGACCCUGUAAGCAAAUCCAACAGCUUAUCACUUGUGGCCUGCUUCCUCCUCUGGUCGAACAGCUGAGAAGUGGAGAUUUCAAGACUCAAAGGGAAGCAGUGUGGGCAGUGACCAACUUCACCAGUGGGGGCACUGUGGAGCAGGUGGUCCAUUUGGUGCAGAGUGGAGCCCUGGAAGCGAUAAUCAAUCUGCUGCAGGUCAAAGACUCCAAAGUCAUUCUGGUCAUUCUGGAUGCCAUUAACAACAUUUUCAUGGCUGCAGAAAAGCUGGGUGAGACGGAAAAGCUGACCCUGUUGGUGGAAGAGCUGGGAGGACUAGACCGCAUUGAGAUGUUACAGAAUCAUGACAAUGAGAUGGUGUACCAAGCAGCGCACAACCUCAUAGAGAAAUACUUCAGUGACGGUGACAUUGAGGGAAUCGUGGCUCACACUACAGAGGAUGCGUUUGUUUUUAAGACAUCUGAUAUUCAGAAGACAUUUGAAUUUUAAAUGCAAACCUGUUAAUGUAAAAAAUAAAACUGUAUUAAAGUGUUUGGGUAGUAUGACUA
Molecule: messenger RNA, 1701 nt
Organism: Mugil cephalus (flathead mullet)
Lineage: Eukaryota; Metazoa; Chordata; Actinopteri; Mugiliformes; Mugilidae
Gene: kpna7
Product: karyopherin alpha 7 (importin alpha 8)
Exons: 12
Coding region: 80-1642 (520 amino acids)
Biological process (GO): NLS-bearing protein import into nucleus
Cellular component (GO): nucleus; cytoplasm
Molecular function (GO): protein binding; nuclear import signal receptor activity
Source: RefSeq, a predicted model, not a curated record